This is a messenger RNA of Hirsutella rhossiliensis, 516 nucleotides long. RefSeq names its product WD repeat containing protein 44. The coding region runs from base 1 to 516 and encodes 171 amino acids. The record is from RefSeq and is a predicted model, not a curated record. Lineage: Eukaryota; Fungi; Ascomycota; Sordariomycetes; Hypocreales; Ophiocordycipitaceae. The transcript is spliced from 4 exons.
AUGUCUGAACCGCUCACCAAGGUCGACUCCGCCGUCCAAGGCUUGUCAUCGUCGCCGCCCAAGGAGAAGGGCCAUAGGAGGCAAAGCUCCAGCGCGCCAGGUGUCAAGAACAUCAACGACCUAGAAAAGGAAGGGAUUGAGCUAGAAAUUGCUAUCGAGACGCAAAAAACGGGCUGGAAAAUCAACACCAGUUCCAUGACAGUUGACGAUCCCAGCAUGCUCAGGCUUCCCCUGACGAAGCCGCCUGUCAAGAAGAUCGACCUGCAUUUCCCCCUAGGAAUGGAGGUGACGGCAAGAAACCUCAAGGGGGUCACAAUUAAGGACGCAUUGGAUGCCAUCCACAAGGCGUUCAAGAAGAGAGCCGACGACGAGCUGGACAGCGCAUAUCUGGCGGGGUUCGAGUGGGACAAGGAGGAGUCGUGGACGCGGUUGGUUGUCCACCUCCAAAAGCAGCCGAGCACAGGAGGCUCUGGUGGCGGCGGUAAGAAGAAGAAGAACAAGAAGGAAGAGGAGUAA